Messenger RNA from Melopsittacus undulatus (budgerigar), 3525 nucleotides. RefSeq names its product fem-1 homolog B (gene FEM1B). The coding region runs from base 222 to 2105 and encodes 627 amino acids. Gene Ontology annotation, cellular component: nucleus; cytoplasm. The record is from RefSeq and is a predicted model, not a curated record. The transcript has 2 exons. Gene Ontology annotation, molecular function: protein binding. Lineage: Eukaryota; Metazoa; Chordata; Aves; Psittaciformes; Psittaculidae.
CCCCGCCGCCCCACGGGCCAUGGUCCUCGGGCGGCCGCGGCUCCGCUGAGGCGGCGCUGGGGCUGCCGUCCCCGAGGGGGCCGCAUGUGCCCCCCGCCGGGCACCGAGGCAGGACGGAGGCGGAGGGAGAGGCCGCGGCCGCCCCGGCGGCGGGGCAGGCCGGCAGGCCCGAGCCCAGGCCCGGCCGGCGGGGCCGCAGCCGUGAGGAGGAGGAGGCGGCGAUGGAGGGCCUGGCCGGGUAUGUGUAUAAAGCGGCGAGCGAGGGGCGAGUGCUGACCCUGGCAGCGCUGCUGCUGAACCGCUCCGAGAGCGACAUCAAGUACCUGCUGGGGUACGUGAGCCAGCACGGCGGGCAGCGAUCCACGCCGCUCAUCAUCGCCGCCCGCAACGGGCACACCAAGGUGGUCCGUCUGCUCCUCGAGCACUACCGGGUGCAGACGCAGCAGACCGGCACGGUGCGCUUCGAUGGCUUUGUCAUCGAUGGAGCCACAGCUCUGUGGUGUGCAGCAGGAGCCGGCCACUUUGAAGUGGUGAAGCUGCUGGUGAGUCACGGAGCCAACGUGAACCACACGACAGUGACCAACUCGACUCCUCUGCGUGCCGCGUGUUUCGACGGCAGGUUGGACAUCGUGAAGUACCUGGUGGAGAACAACGCCAACAUCAGCAUCGCCAACAAGUACGAUAACACUUGCCUUAUGAUCGCGGCUUACAAGGGCCACACGGACGUGGUGAGGUACCUCCUGGAGCAGCAUGCUGACCCCAACGCCAUAGCCCACUGCGGUGCCACGGCAUUGCACUUCGCAGCCGAAGCCGGCCACUUGGAGAUAGUGAGGGAGCUGGUCAAGUGGAAGGCGGCGAUGAUGGUCAAUGGGCAUGGGAUGACCCCACUCAAAGUCGCUGCUGAGAGCUGCAAAGCUGACGUUGUAGAGCUGCUGCUUGCUCACUCUGACUGUGACCGGAGGAGCCGGAUUGAAGCUCUGGAGCUUUUGGGUGCCUCGUUUGCAAAUGACAGAGAAAACUAUGACAUAAUGAAGACUUACCACUAUUUAUAUUUAGCGAUGCUGGAGAGGUACCGAGACAGCGAGAAUAUCAUUGAGAAAGAAGUUCUUCCACAAAUUGAAGCUUAUGGGAACAGGACUGAAUGCAGGACUCCUCAGGAAUUAGAGUCUAUUAGGCAGGACAGAGAUGCCCUUCACAUGGAGGGUCUCAUUGUGCGGGAGAGAAUUCUGGGCUCGGACAAUAUUGACGUUUCUCACCCCAUUAUUUACCGUGGGGCUGUUUAUGCAGAUAACAUGGAGUUUGAACAGUGUAUCAAGCUAUGGCUCCAUGCAUUGCAUCUAAGGCAAAAGGGCAACAGGAACACUCAUAAAGACCUCCUGAGGUUUGCUCAAGUCUUUUCUCAGAUGAUACACUUGAACGAGCCCGUUAAAGCCAAGGACAUUGAGAGCGUUCUGAGGUGCAGCGUCCUGGAAAUAGAGCAAGGCAUGUCCCGCAUCAAAACCACCCAAGACUCCGACAUCCACACAGCCAUGGACAACUAUGAAUGCAACAUUUUUACCUUUCUCUACUUAGUCUGCAUCUCUACCAAGACCCAGUGCAGCGAAGAGAACCGGUCCCGCAUCAACAAGCAGAUUUAUAACCUGAUUCACCUCGACCCCAGGACGCGGGACGGCUCCAGUCUGCUGCACCACGCCGUCAAUUCCAGCACUCCGGUUGACGACUUCCACACCAAUGAUGUCUGCAGCUUUCCCAAUGCACUUGUCACCAGACUCUUGCUAGAUUGUGGUGCGGACGUGAAUGCUGUGGACAACGAAGGGAAUAGCCCUCUCCACAUCAUCGUCCAGUACCACCGGCCCAUCAGUGACUUCUUGACGUUGCAUUCCAUCAUCAUCAACCUGGUGGAGGCCGGUGCUCAUACUGACAUGACGAAUAAGCAGAAGAAAACCCCUCUUGAUAAAAGUACAACAGGGGUGUCGGAAAUACUCCUUAAAACUCAAAUGAAGCUGAGUCUCAAGUGCCUGGCUGCCCGAGCAGUACGGAUCUACAACAUCAGCUACCAAAACCAGAUCCCCAGGACUCUGGAAGAGUUUGUGAAGUUUCACUAGGCUACAUCCAACCUUUGUGCUGGUGCUAUCCCGGGACAACAUCAGUUGCAGACAGCAGAGUGCUUAUGUAUACCUGAAGUUGUUGUUUCUCGGUUCUUUUGGGUUCCUUGGAUUCCGUCUGUCUGCAGACCUUGGGGAGGGGGAAAGGAAAAAAGCCCCAUCCUUUUCCUGUGGUCAAGAGCUGAUGUUUGAGAUUCGAGUCGUUUCUUUUGAUUAAAAGAAUUGCUUCGUUAUCUCUUUGUGUUUCUAAACAGAAUGAAAAGAAUGCCAAUGUCACUUUGUGCAGAAUGUUUUUGUUUCCAGUGCACAUCUCCACUGAGGAGCUGCAGCUUUAGGUAUUAUUUAAAGCCCAUGUCACUGAGGCAGUGACUUUGUGAACUUUAAACCUUGGAGUGAGGUGGUAAAGAACAGUUGGAACGUGGUAGUUGGUUUAAGGUGAAGUCUGGAUGUACAGAGCAGUCCCUUGCUCUCAUACCUCACCAUCUCCUUAUGCCUUUCAGUUAAUGCUGAAGAUGGUAACGUUUAAUAAAAGGUAUUGUAUUUUUUAAGUUAAGUUUUGAAUAGCAGUUAUCAACAUACAGAUGUAUGGAAUGCUCUGUUAGGAAAUACAGGUUUAAAUUCAGCUACGAUGCAUUCGUGUCAUCAGAGUUGAAGUAUCAAGCUCUUCAUUUACACAACUGCAGUAAGUAUGGAGUAACUUUUGGAAGGAACUUGCACGGUGAACAAAACCAACCCGGGUCACGGUUUCUUUCUUUAUGUAGCUGAGUUGCUCAUCUCUAAAGAUCAUGCAUGGAUACCUAGAAAAUUGAUAAGGGUAUUUGUGUCUCUGUGUGUCCCAACAUUUCAAACUGCUUUUAACUUGGUUUUCUUCUGUUGUUUCAAUGAUCAACGUGCACCUUGAUCGACUCAAAGUCCGUAAAACUGCACUCUUGGAUUCCAAAUGCUGUAUCUUCCUAACGGAGUGGUCUGUCGCCAAAGAGAGUCUUCCUUGAAACUGCUUGAGCCUGGCUUUCCGGAUGAGCGGAGUCUGUGCCUCCUUGCGUUGGACUGGAGGAAUUGUUGUGAUUUUUACUCCUUUCAUUAUGAAAAUCUCUAUUGAAUCUGAUUUUUAAAAAAUUGUCCUAUCAUAAGGUCUUUUAUGAUAAGCAACUGAUUGUAUAACGAUGCCGUUGCUUGAGAGAGUACUUCUCCUUGGUAGAAGUCACAGAUGCUCCGGCAGUAAAAUGUCACUUGUUUUGACAGGCUACUGAAAACUCUGUUUCUGUUCAAUGCAGCUUUUUAACUGUCAGAUGAUGAAAGAAUGUUCUGUAGGGGUUUGUUUUUUUUAAGCAAUCCGGGGUAGAACUUCCUUCAAGGCGAGGUUUGGGCACACGUUUCUAUUUGUAUUACAAAGAAAUAAACCUUGAAUGUGGAAGAAUUA